AUGGUUACCGAUGUUUCUGUGUUUAACCAGCCUCUUUCUUUUCUGGAUCUCUGGAGUUUCCCCUCACUCUACGACGGACCCUUUGCUCCAAACCCCUUCAUUCUGGGGGCACCCGAAGCGCUGCGCGCAGCCCCAGGGCACAGAGGCGGGGAGGGCGCGCUGGGCGCUGAGACCCCGGUGCGGUGGAUGAAGCCCCUCUCCCAAACCCCUCCCCCGAGCUGCGGGACACGGGGCAGCACCAACAGAGCCCUUCCCGCACCCGCCCUGCGCGGGGACACCCGCACCCGACCCCUUCCCACAACGGGGUACGGGGGGUCCGGGUUCGUCCCGCCCCGCUCCCGCCCAGGGCAGCGCGUUCCUCCGCCCUUUCCCGGGAGGCUCCGGCGGGAGGAGGAGGCGCAGCGAGAGGAUGCGGACAUUGGAAGGCAGCGGGAUGAUGGAUGGGAGAGGAUAGUGGUUAAAGCUCGAGCUGGAUGGAUGGGUAUGGGGAGAGGGGCAGGAUCCACAGCCCUGGGACUUUUCCAAAUCCUCCUUGUCUUUCUCUGCAUCUUCCCUUCAGUGACAUCCCCAUGCAAGAUCCUCAAGUGCAACUCUGAGUUCUGGGCGGCCACGUCGGGCUCCCACCACGUGGGCACGGAGGAGGCGCCGGAGUUCUGCACGGCGCUGCGAGCCUACGCGCACUGCACCCGCCGCACCGCCCGCACCUGCAGGGGGGACCUGGCCUACCACUCCGCCGUGCAUGGCAUAGAGGAUCUCAUGGUGCAGCACAACUGCUCCAAGGAUGGACCCACCUCACGGCCCCACCUCUGAGGGUCAGGAAACGGAGCUUGUCUCAAACACCGCCUGUAUUCUAUAGUGUGAGAGUCAGGAAACUGAGUUUGUCUGGAACACCGCUUGUAUUAUUUAGCAAGCAGGUGUGAAAGAACAGGAAACCGAGCUUGUCUCAGACACCACUUGCGUUCAACCAUGGGAAGCGUUGCAAGAAUAACCACAAGCGAAGCAAAGAACAAGGCUGCUCGCUUUAGAUACUGUGUAGACAGGAUCACUCCAACCCGUUUGUUCAAGGUUCAUAAGCUUCUACAGGACUAUGAAAGAGGUGUAGUGGAUUUAUUGGGUAACUCAAGCCGACUGAGUAUGCAUGAAAGAUGGGGUCAGAUAGCGAACACAAUGGUGUGAGGGACAACAACCACCCGGAGGACCCUUGCAGAACCCCAAGUGUGGAACUGCAUAUGUGUUCACUUAAACACAUGCAUCAUCAGAGUAAAGCACCUCUAGGCUUUGUAUGCAAGUUAUCAAUAACACUGUAAAGAAUGUGAACAUAAAAAGACAGGGCAGCCAGGUCAGAGGGUGAGCUCCCACCACCGGCAAUACCCUGGGUGAAGAGGACCAAAAAGAUGUCACUGGAUCAAUGAGUGGUGAUCUCUUAACUUCUCAUGCCCCCUCCUCUGCCUCUCUCUUUUGUUAUCCUCUCCUCUCUUUUUAUUGAGUAUUGAUCAGAUCUAAGUAAAGACAUGUGGCACAUGACUUCCUAAUCCAGUUAAAGUAAUCACUAUUGAGCUACCAUGUCUAACAUGCCUUGUGUUUUGUAUUAAUAAAUCACAGAACUGGUA
Messenger RNA from Strigops habroptila (Kakapo), 1610 nucleotides. RefSeq lists its product as uncharacterized. Lineage: Eukaryota; Metazoa; Chordata; Aves; Psittaciformes; Psittacidae. Bases 1 to 810 code for a protein of 269 amino acids. Gene Ontology annotation, biological process: BMP signaling pathway. The record is from RefSeq and is a predicted model, not a curated record. The transcript has 4 exons. Gene Ontology annotation, cellular component: plasma membrane. Gene Ontology annotation, molecular function: coreceptor activity.